GUAAUGUCUCCGCCCACUCGUGUGGUGUCACCGACGGGGGCAGUGGCGGGAUUGUGAGGAGACUGAGGUGAGAGUCCACCUACCGAACUACUAACCUACCUGAGGAGAGAAAGAGAGAGGGGGGGUUCACCUACUUACCUUGUAUGUGAGACAAUUGUGUGGAUAGAUCUCAUCUGGAAAACCGGCCUUCUCGUUCCCCCGACAGCCCUAUGGAUUCUGGUCAGGAGCGCGUGGUCGCUCUCGUAGACAUGGAUUGUUUCUACGUCCAGGUGGAGCAGAGGUUGCGCCCGGAGCUAAAGAAUAAGCCGGUGGUUGUGGUGCAGUACAAGACCUGGAAAGGAGGAGGGAUUAUAGCGGUCAGUUAUGAAGCCCGGGCUUUUGGGGUGACCCGAAACAUGUUUGCCAACGACGCCAAGAAGCUUUGCGCUGACCUGCAGCUUGCCCGUGUCAGAGAGACUCAUGGGAAAGCCGAUCUGACAAAGUAUCGGGAGGCCAGUGUAGAAGUGAUGGAGAUCAUGUCUCGGUUUGCCGUGGUUGAACGAGCGAGCAUUGAUGAGGCUUACAUAGACCUGACUGAAGCUGUGCAAAAACGAUUAAAGGACAUGGAGGGUCAACCUGUAUCGGAGGAUAUGCUGAGAUGCACCUAUGUUCAGGGCUAUCCUCGGCUGAACCCAACGUCAGAGGAGAGUCUCACCAAAGAGGAGCUGCGCUGUCUGGGAAUGAAGCAGUGGCUGGAGUCCCUCCCCCAGGGAGCCCCUCAUAGUCCUGAGCUGAAUCUGACUGUUGCAGCCAUCAUUGUAGAGGAGAUGAGGGCGGCAGUUGAGGAAGAGACGACCUUUCAGUGCUCUGCCGGGAUUUCUUACAACAAGGUUCUGGCAAAGUUGGCUUGCGGAUUUAAUAAACCGAACCGCCAAACUAUCGUUUCUCAGAGCUCUGUGCCGGAACUAUUCAAUCGGCUGCCUAUUGAAAAGAUACGCCAUCUUGGAGGUAAACUUGGGACAUCUAUCAAAGAGGUUCUAGGCGUAGAGUACAUGGGUCAGCUGACCCAGUUCAGUGAAUCACAUCUCCAGAACCACUUUAGUGAUAAAACCGGAUCGUGGCUCUAUAACCUCUGCCGUGGAAUUGAAGAUGAGCCGGUGAAGCCCAGACAGCUACCCAAAUCUAUUGGCUGCAGCAAAACAUUUCCUGGAAAGACGGCGCUGUGCACACGAGAGCAGGUGCAGCAUUGGCUCUUACAGCUGGCUCUGGAGCUGGAGGACAGGCUGAAGAAGGACAAGGACACGAAUCAAAGAGUUGCCAAACAGCUGACAGUGGGCACCCACCGGCAGGGAGACCCUGGUUGGAGUAGUGUGUCCCGCUGCUGUGCCCUUACCCGCUAUGAAGCACAGAAGAUCAGCAGUGAUGCCUUUGCGGUCCUGAAAACAUUUAAUGUGGCUGGAAACCACCAAGCUGCGUGGUCUCCAUCGCUCAAUCUGCUAUCACUCUCAGCGAGUAAGUUCACAGAGACCGCAUCAUGUGGAAGUGGAAUCGCCAGCUUUCUCACCAAAGAUCCAGCCAGCACCCAGAAGCCUCCCAUCGGCCUCACACAGACGUCGCCGAGCAGCCCUAAGACUCCACAGAAAGAGCGCCAAGAUUCAGAGAUCGGAACUCCCAGUACCAUCCAGCUGAUGUUCCAAAAAGCAGCGGAGAAGAGGAAGAACAUCCCAGAGGAGACCCCUUUUCCCAGUGUUUCCACCCAAAAUCCAGAUGAUGAGAAAGACUGUGUGAAUAGCACUGCGACUGUCCGAAGAUCCUUCUUUGAGUCCAAAUCUCGCCAACGGCUUACAAUGGACCUGGAGCAAUCUGAACCACUGAGCAGUGUCCAGGAUGGAGGGGCCUCCUAUGAGGAUCAUGUAUCUGAUAAAUGUGUAAAUUUCUCUUCCACGGACCCAGUAGAACAGAAACCAGCCCACCCUGAGGAAGACAUGACAAGCUGUGAGAAGUGUCACCAGCAGAUCCUGGUGUGGGACAUCCCAGAACACAUGGAUUAUCACUUUGCCCAAGAAUUACAAGACUCUUUCUCCGUUCCUACUCCUAGCACCCCUCUACCUAGACCCACCAUGACGCCUCAAGCCAGACCUAAAAACAAACCUAAGAACCAUCCAACUCCCAAUGCAAAACGUCCCCGCAGUGAAGGCAGCAGGACUUUGGAUACCUUCUUCAAAAAAGCUCCUUAGCUCCUGUCUUUUGAUGAUGUACCACACUGUAAUCUGCUGCAUAGACUCUUCUGUUGGGAAUAGACCCCUAUGGAAAGCCUCUGUGACCAUUAAUAUUUUUAUAUUUUAUGAAGUUGUCGUAUGCUAUAACGUUUUAAAAGUGGACCUGAACUGUAGGAGAUGUGCCGAAAAAUGGCAAGCAGAGAGCUCAGUACUAGGCCACCCGUAUUGCUUGGUAGAGAACAAAGUAUUUGUCACCAGUAAUGCAUGUAGACUUGCUAUGCCUUUUGCACAAAAUCCCUAUGUGGAGGUGGCCAUCUUGAUAGAGGGGCAGGGCUUUCUUAUGUCAGAGCUGCCCCCAAUGACUGGUGAUCUAAUAAGGAAGCACAGAUCCACUGAGGGGGGAUUAAGCAGGGAGAUCCUUGCACUGCAGGUUUUCAGGUACAGCUUACUCUCCAGCAAGGAGAACAGUGAACAGCACAGGAGUGAUAUCGCCAAAUCUCCCUCUAAAUCUAGUGAGACUAACAGUCAGAGGCAGCAGUGCCUUGGAUAAUCAUUCACACUGCAGAUAAACAGCUAUGAGGCUACAGAAUAAAGUGCACUGCUAUCAUUCAGGAGGAAUUCAGUACAAAAGGUAAAUCUUUCCAGGGUACUGCUUUAGGCACAAUUCUUUAUUGAUGUUCUCUAUAGGGCAGCACGGUUUAGGCUGGGUUCACACAUUGGCAAAUUAGAUGCAUUGUGAACCGGCAGCCUUCUCUAUAAUGCCGGUUCACAUAUCUGCUGGCCAGCCACGGUUUGUUUUUAAAAAGAGUCCUGUGGGUUUUUUUUU
This is a messenger RNA of Rana temporaria (common frog), 3024 nucleotides long. It is a transcript of the gene POLH, whose product is annotated as DNA polymerase eta. Lineage: Eukaryota; Metazoa; Chordata; Amphibia; Anura; Ranidae. The coding region runs from base 210 to 2216 and encodes 668 amino acids. Gene Ontology annotation, biological process: error-prone translesion synthesis; response to radiation. Gene Ontology annotation, cellular component: site of double-strand break; replication fork; nucleus. The transcript is spliced from 11 exons. Gene Ontology annotation, molecular function: DNA-directed DNA polymerase activity; damaged DNA binding. The record is from RefSeq and is a predicted model, not a curated record.